UAUGACGCCUUUUUUCCGCGUGACGCCCUCGUGGUGGUGAAAUUGUGACGUCGUCGUCGGUCGCCGCCCCCCGACGUGUCUCUUGAUUCGUGUGAAGUGAUGUUCAGCUGCACGACGGGCGUGAAAAAAGCAAAAGCAGCGACUUGUGUGCGAAAGAGAGAGAGAGAGUGAGUGAGUGAGUGUGCGAGUUCUUCCUUACGUCCCUGAUUACAUCGAUACUUCUUCUCUCAUCUUAGUGGGGGCACUAAAUCCAUAAUUUGGGGGGAGACAGGGAUUAGGAAAAUGUAAAGGUGCAUAUUUUUCUGGAGGACAACUUUAAAACGCGCCCCCGACGGCCGAUUCUUUGGCUCCUGCUGGAGGAGGAGAAGGAGAAAAGAAGAAGUAGUAGGAGAAGGGGGCGGAAUAUAUAGAGAGAGAUAUAAGAGAGACACGUAUAUAUAUUAUACGUCUUCCUCUUCUUCAUCCUCGUCAUCGAUACGGCGACUCGAGAAAUGAAGCGAUACGAGGAAUGCAGAUGGUGUGAAAGAGACUGCUCUUCUCUUGGACAUCGACUGUCAGUUUGCUAAGUUUUGGCGGGUAUAAGUCAGCGGUACUCUUUGAUGCAAAUAUUUGUGAUCUAGCCUUAUAUUGCUCACCAUGGAGCGUCUACACAUUCCCUAUCCUGGAAAAUUCCAUCGGAUCAAUCAGAUGGGAUUGGUCGAUCACCAGCAGGUAGCACAGGCCCACCCAGGAUCAUUCAUAAGCUUCCAGAUUCAGGAACAUCCCAACCCUGGGCCAAAAGAACAGAUACCUUUGCAGAUUCCAACUCCUAAUGCUGUGCAAAAUGCUAUUCAGACAACAAUUCAGAAUGCCAUUCAAGCCCCAGUGCAAACUAUGCACACAGCUACGAACACAGUGCAGGCUGCUGUGCAGACCCAGCAACAGAAUCAGCAAGUACAAACAACUCCAGUGAUCCCAGAAAAGCCUUAUGAGUGCAACCGGUGUAGCAAACGCUACGCCCAGAAGAGCCACUUGACCAGCCACAUGAUUUGGCACGACAGAGAGAAAAACUUUGUGUGUAAAAUAUGCAACAAGAGAUUCUCCAUGGAGAGUCACCUUAAUGGCCAUAUGCUGGAACACAGCAGAGAGAAAAAAUUUGAGUGCGAAGUGUGCGGAAAGAGAUUUUCGAUGGAAAACUACCUUAACAGCCACAUGCAUGUGCACAUUUCCGAGAAAAAGUUUCAGUGUGAGGUUUGUGACAAACGUUUCGCCAUGCAAAACCACCUCGAUAGCCAUAUGUUGGUACACUGCACAGAGAAGAAGUUUGAGUGUGGGAUAUGCCGUAAAAGAUACACCCAGCGGAGCCACCUGAACAGCCACAUGCUGAAGCAUAGUAAAGAAAGGAACUUUGAGUGUAUGCUUUGUGGCAAGAGGUUCCAAAUGGAAUGUCACCUGAAGAGCCACAUGCUCGUCCACAGUGAUGAGAAGAAGUUCGAGUGCGUGCUUUGCGGUAAGCGUUUCCACAUGGAGGUCCAGUUAAACAGCCACAUGGUUGUUCACAUGAGUGAGAAGAAGUUUGAGUGCAGCAUAUGCGACAAGAAGUUCAUCAUGGAAAGCCAUCUCAAUAGCCACAUGCUCAUCCACAAUGAGAAGACCUUCGAAUGCGAGCUGUGUCAUAAAAGAUUCAAUAUGGAAAGCCAUCUUGUGAGUCACAUGCUCGUGCACAACGAGAAGACGUUCGCUUGCGAGAUAUGCGGGAAGAAGUUCAAUAUGUUGAGCCAUCUGAACAGUCACGUUAUGGUACAUAGCAUGGAGAAGAAUUUCGAGUGUACCGUUUGUGAAAAGCGUUUUGCCAUGGAAAAUCACCUUAACAGCCACAUGCUUGUACACAGUGAGGACAAAAAGUUUGCCUGUCAGAUUUGCGAAAAGCGCUUCAUUCUGGAAAUCCACUUGACAAGUCACAUGCUCGUCCACAGUGAGGAGAAAAACUUCGAAUGUGAAAUAUGCAACAAAAGGUUCAACAUGGAGAGCCAUCUGAACAGUCACAUGUUGGUGCACAAUGAAAAGACUUUUGAAUGCAUGCUCUGUGGGAAGAGAUUCCUUAUGGAAAGUCACCUAAAAAGCCACAUGCUGGUUCAUGGAGAGAAAAAGUUUCAGUGUGGGCUUUGUUCCAAGAGGUUCCACAUGGAGAGUCAUCUGAACAGUCACAUGCUGAUGCACAGUGAGGAAAAGAACUUUGGCUGCCCAAUGUGUGGCAAGAGGUUUAACAUGGAAAGCCACCUCAACAGCCACAUGCUUAUGCACAGUACUGAAAAAAAAUUUGAAUGCAAUGUUUGCGGCAAAAGGUUCAAUAUGGAGUGUCACCUUAACAGCCACAUGCUCGUUCAUAAUGAAAAGAAGUUUGUCUGUGGCUUGUGUGGAAAACGCUUCAAUAUGGAAAGUCACCUCAACAGCCACAUGCAAGUCCACGGGGAUAAAAAUUUCGAGUGUGACAUAUGCGGAAAGAGGUUUGGCCAGAGUAGCCACCUGAAUGCCCACAGAUUUGUCCACACAGAACAGAAAAAAUAUGAAUGCCAGGUAUGUCGGAAAAAGUUUGCCCAGGAGAGUCACCUGGGAGCCCACAUGUUCGUUCAUAGUGACGAGAAAAAGUACGAGUGCGAAACUUGCGGAAAGCGCUUCAUCCAGGAAAUGCACCUCAACAAUCACAGAUUCACUCACAACACAGAGGGCAAAAUUGAGUACCAGCAGUGGGGAAACCGCAUUGCUGCAAAGAAUCAUGCAAACAUGCUGAAUUUCUUGCAUCAGGAUGACAAAGUCUUAGAGUGUGAAGAAUGCGGCAAGAAGUUUGCCCACGAGAGUCACUUGGUCAGUCACAGGUUCGUACACAAGGAGGAGAAACGUUUUGAAUGUGACCAAUGUGGAAAAAGGUUCUCUCAAGAAAGUUACCUCUGCAGUCACAAAAUUGUCCAUAGUGAGAAGAAGUAUGAAUGCAACCAGUGUGGGAAGAAAUUUGUCCAAGAAAGCCACCUGAAUAGCCACAGGUUUGUCCACAGCGAGAAGAUCGAAGUUGAGUACGGCAAGGAAAUUAUUCGAGAUUUGCCCAACCUUCAGAAUGGUCAAAUCAUUGUCCAGGAAAUGGAGAAGAAGCCGUUUGAAGAUCAUAACGCUCAGCUGGUCACAGAUGACAAAAAGCAGUAUCAGUAUGAGCAGAAUGCCAAGUUACUGAUCCAACAGACAAAUCAGUCACCCUAUGCCUAUGCCCAAUGGGAACAUGUGCGUACACUCUGGUCGUUGUAGCCAAAACAGGUCGAAACCUAGGUGUAUUCACUUAUCCCAAUUCCUUAUUGUACAUAGAUUACAGUUAGCUAUUGCCUGAAAUAUAUUUUGCAAUAUCUAAGGUAUUAGUAAUAUGGUGUAGGAUGUAAGCCUGUGACGUAAAUUAUAUAUUGUAUUUUAAAAGUGGAUGCACGGGAAGUGUCCGAUUUCUUUAUUCAGAUAUUCAUUAUAGUGUAUAUAUACAGUAGACACAUCAAGGGCUGUUGGUGCUUGAUUAUCCUGUGAGAACCAAAGACAUUUAUUACCAGUAAAUGUGCGCGAGGGCGACACGGGACGCAGCGUUGCGGAAAGGUACGCUCGUCAGCUGUUCGCACUCGCCCAAGCAUUGGAGCUUUAGUGUCAUUUCAUAUACUUUGUGCAAGAUGGUGGUGUUUAUGGAAUGUACUAUAAAAACAAUGUUUAUAUUGUUUAAUAAUUAUAUACUUUUUUAUGGAGAAGUUUGUUUCAAGUGAGAUGUCUGUCUGAGUGAGAUGCUUGUCUUGAGUAGAUAAGGAGAAAUGCAUGUUGCUAUUACGUUAGGUUUGAUAAUGCUCAGGAACUUCGUGAAUAUACCAUAAGAGGUUAUUUCUCAGAUGUUGUGUAUGGAUGGGUCUGAGUUGAGGGCGGUUUUUGAUGACUGUUCCUUUAUACUAUGACUGCUUGCUUGCCUCUUGGAGAGUGUGAGAUAGAAAGGAAGGAAGAAAGACAUGAAGUGACAUGAAGUGAGAGAAAUUGUAACCUGAUGUCAUGUGGAAGAAAAUUUUGAUUUCGUUUUCCUUAUUACGAUCUGUUACGAAAUGACGACGUUCGUUGUGCCAGUGUUUGAAAGUGUUUGAAAUCUUUCUCAAAGUGAUGAUGUGCACCUCAAGGAUAAUCAGCAAAUGAGCAGCAGAGUUUCAAAGAGAUCAUAUGAAAAGUGGAAUUGCCCUGUGUGACUGGAAUUACUGAGACCCUGCAUUGGAAUUUCUUCCAUGCAGCAGAGAGAAGAUGCUAGUAACGUGACUUGAUUGAUAAAUUCUCAGAAGGAUUUUAAAUAUACAUUAGAUUUUUUUUUUUUUUUGCAACAUUCAGAAAAUGCCCGCAAGAAAGAAAUCUGGCUUUUUUUUAAUUCAGCUUAGUAAUGAUCUGUAUACAUAUUGUUAAAAUGAAUUAACUUGCUUUUAAGAAAAUGCCAGUUGUUACACUUUGCCAAUUUGGGUUAGACACCAUAAUAAGCUUUGAAUGUAUGUAUAGGUAACUGAUAACUGUCCAUAAUUUACAAGAAUAUUUUGAAUGUCUGUAAGGAUAUUUUUCCUCAUUUUUAUCGUUCAGUUGAACUUUCCUGCUGCUGCAUAUGUAUGCAAGAUACUCCUUAGGGGUGACGAGAUACUUCGUAAUGCCUGAAUGUGAACAUAGUGUUGAAGUCAUAAGUUUUAAUGAAAAUAAAGGUUUACUGCAAUGCCCGUUGGGCAGCUAUGGUCUGUACUAUAAUGAUCAGGAGUAUUUUGAUGAACUGGACGGUAGUUCUCAGUUUAUGGUCUCGAUGCACUCCAGUAUGUACAAUACACGUAUAGUACGUGCUCACCAAAGGCCGCGAGAGUUAACAGUAAAGUCGACGAACGUUCCAGCAAGCAGUUUAACGUCCUGUUUAGGCGACUCUUGAAAAAUAUUUUAGCGAAGCAUUGGCAUUAAAUGAAUGAAAUUGUUCUAAAAAAAGCACAAAGUAGAAACCUACACCAAUUAGAUUUGCGAUAUAUCUCACAUUAUAACUUAUGGGGUUAAUGCCAUGUUAUUAUUAUUAGUAUGUUGGCAUCCAUACAUUAUAUUGUAUAUCAUAGUUAAUGGACCAUAAGGUCAACGUACAUGUAGAGUAUUUAUGGAGCAUCUGUAUCAGAUGUUAAGUCUAGCAGCCAAUUUGUACUUGCCACAAAUAACGCUGCAUCUCCAUGUGGAUGAUGCAUGGUGGAUGAUGCAUGGUAGUGCCAUCCAUGGAUUGUGGAGUGAGGCAGAGUCGCGUUCACCCUUCGACUGAGAGCGACACAUGUCGAAGGCCCGGCUUCACUGCCCUAGGCUGAAGGAUAUCGAGAAACUAUACUAACACUUUGUCCCAGUGAGCUGUUAACCCAAGAUUUUUUUUGGUCAAAACUGAUGGAACUUUUUAAAACUUGAUCUAGUUUUUACAGUAUGUCUGAUCACUAUUGCUUACGUCAUCGUGAGAUUUUUCGUAAACACGAGUCUUCAUCUGUUGCUUUAGACGUAUUUUUUAGACGUAUUGGCCCAGUGAUGAUCAGUUAGCAUCUGCGAAUUCUAACUCAAUCUUUUUUGUAAGGAAGAGGCUUCAGUGAAUCCCAAACAUCUCUCUCAGUUUGAAUCAUUGUUAUCUAAUGUUUUGUCUCUAAAAAAAUUUCCUGUUAUGUUUUUUAUGUUUUGCUUUUUUUUAAGUUUUAAAAAAAUGGAUGGGUCCAAUCCUUUUGCAUUACAGAAAGUGCAGUUUUAAUGUAUUUUGACUUACAUGUGUUUUUUUUCUUUUAAGAUUCAAUGACUUUUGUGGAAACAAACAUUCACUCUGGCUUUUUUUUAUUAACUUAUUUAGUCAAUUGAAGACAGGUUUUUAUUUUUUCUUAUGAUAUUUUAGUAAUCUUUCAAAGAAAACUGGUUCUGAAGCACCACAAGACAUCAUUGCUAGCCUAUCAAGUAAAUUGUUUUUAUUUUGCAAAAAAAAAAAAAAAAAAACAAAAAAAAAAAAAAAAAAUUAAAAAUUAAAACAAGAACUUGCAAAAAAAAAAAAAACAAUCAGGAACUUGCAAUGUUGUGGUAAUCUGUGGUAAUCACUAAAAUGCGAAUUUUAUUUAUUUUUUUACUCCAUUAAUGAAAAAAUAUGGUAUUCAUCUAACAGCUUUGCUGGUUCUAGUGAAAGUCUAAUUAUUCUUUGGAGCCAUGAGUGCAAAACAGAGGCAAAAUGGCUGACCUAUGGAAAAUAUACAUAUAUAUAAAAAGAAGCACAGAAAGAAGAAGCCACAUGUAGCCUUGAUAUGCAAAUUUCCAAAAAAAAUAUUACAUUCAAAGUGAAAUGAAUUGUUUCCACAAAAACCUCCAAUUGUUAUGAAUACAACAACAAAGAUAUUAGUAACUUACUUCUUAUGAUGCCUUUUCCCCUUAAUCAAUAAAUCUAAAAAAAAAAAAAAAAAAAAAAAUAAAAAAAAAAUUGGCUGCUAGACGGUUUAUAUCUAAACACAUAUUUUGGGGGUUUUAAAACUAUAGUAGAUGGGCGAGAGAAAGUAAUUUUAGAUAUUUUAUAUUAGUUAUAAUUGAAGCGAAUGUUGGUUCGAUGCUUGUGAUAUUAGGGUCUUUUAACUGACAAAUGGUGGCUUGAUCUCUCUAUACGCUGUUUCGUUUUAGGGGUCUUGUGAUAAAAAGUGACGCUUCUAUGUAAUUAUUAGUAGAUGUGAUUGAUCGGCGUGUUAACCUACCACCCCCUUGAGCAGGGGACGUCAUUUUCUAUUUAUUUUCCUAAGAAUUUUCACGUAUGUUUCUGGUACGUUAAUAAUUAUUGUUCAUCUGGACAGUCAGUUGAGUAUCUAUGGUUUGCCUGCAAUGAAAUUUUGCUUGUCGCAAUGACCAGGCGAUAAAACAAUACAUAUAUAUUUAUAUAAAGUACAUUGUAAUUUAUUCAUUAUAUAAUAGAAGCCGUCACUUUUAUUAGCAAGACCGCAGACGAACGAGUAAAUCCACACACUUUUUUGGAGUGUCACCAGCCAACCUAUAUAACACAAGAUGCCGUCGGUUGCAGUACAUGUCUCACAUCGCUACAGUUUCUAAAAAAAAUAUUUGAAUAAAUGACGUUUUCUUUAUAUACUCCCACCAGUUUUAUAUACGAUUGAGUGACUGCUUGAAUCCAUUAUUAUAUAUUAUUAACUUCUUUUAAGAGGUAUUUAAAUAUGAAAAAAGUAGACCUAGGCUAUAACGGAUUCGUCUCGUAGGAUCGUGGAGGAAAAAUGGCAGCUAUCUAUCUAUCUAUAUCUAUGUGAAUCGAGUAUCUGUGUGGGUGAGGCAACGUCCUGGAGAUAUAUGUAUAAAAAAAAUUGUUGUUCACAUUCUAAGCUUUUGGUUCAAAUUAUAAAGCAACGUCCUAAAGAUAAUAUUAAGUUUUUGGUUCACAACUUGGGCCACUGCAACCGGCAGGCAUGAUGACGACCACUUGCCUAGUACAUUAAAUGUAUAUCUUAGACUGUAGUAGAGUAGUAGUCAUUGGUAGCUAUAAAAAAACUAAUUAAAAAAAAGAAUAAAAGCCUUAACCAAGUAUUAUUAUAAAAAAAAGAGAAAACACGAAUUAUAGCUUCAGAAGAGAACCAAUGUUUUUUUAGGAAAACAUGUGGUAUUUUUAGUAUCGUGUAUAAUAGCUAGCUAGGGUGUUUUAAAGGGCGCAAUUUAUAUAAGGCAUUGAAUAUCAACCCAGUGUAAGUUUACAGUAUUAUAAGUUGUCAUUUAUAUGUGAUCUUAAAUUAUGUAUAUCUUGUGUUUAAUAAACUUUUUUAUAUUGCA
Messenger RNA from Macrobrachium nipponense, 7815 nucleotides. RefSeq names its product zinc finger protein 493-like. The transcript has 2 exons. The record is from RefSeq and is a predicted model, not a curated record. The coding region runs from base 637 to 3276 and encodes 879 amino acids. Gene Ontology annotation, molecular function: RNA polymerase II cis-regulatory region sequence-specific DNA binding; DNA-binding transcription factor activity, RNA polymerase II-specific. Gene Ontology annotation, biological process: regulation of DNA-templated transcription. NCBI's taxonomy places the organism in Eukaryota, Metazoa, Arthropoda, Malacostraca, Decapoda, Palaemonidae.